AUGGAAGAUCUUCUUGAUAGUGACAACGUGGAAUAUAAUUUUCCUGGACAUAUUUAUGGAGGAGGUAUUGGAUCUGACGGAGAAACUUCCACUCCUGUUACUACAACCCAACAGCCAACACAUAAUCUUCCUCCAUUCAUGUUUUCCUCCACUAAUAGCAAUAACUCAAUGAGAUCAGGCCCAUUUCAUUCAACCUUAGAUCUCAACAUUCCAUACAUUUACACAACAAGCGAGGAAGAGAUUGAGAUUUCUACAAAUGGUUCAAUUUCAACAAACACAACAAGCACCUCGUUGGAGGAGUUUCAAAGUGGAAUUAUUGGCUCAAUCACUCCAACCACCAUUAUUCAGUCUCCGAAUAACAAAAAUGCAACUCCUUACACUAACAACCAAGCUAGAGCCGAGUCUAAUAGAGGUGAGAAUCAGUCAACACCUCCAACAUCACCUGGAUCUCCAUUAGAGAAUAAGACCUUUGCUGCUGUCAACAAGGAACGUACAGGAGUUCAUGCAUCACCAACAAGUAAGGCCUUACCGAAGGUUAAAUCAAAAGCCGUUCUGGAGUAUGAAGACGAUGUCACAUCUGAUUCAUCUAACUCCUCAACAGAUGAAGAAUUGUUUUCUCAAGAGAGAACAAACAGUAAUGGUAGCAAUAGUAUCGACUACUCUCAAUGUUCAACAUUGCAUGAUAUGAAUGAAAUAUUCGAAAAACUCUUGAAGAAUAUGAGAGAGACAAGAAGUUGA
Molecule: messenger RNA, 738 nt
Organism: Naegleria fowleri
Lineage: Eukaryota; Heterolobosea; Eutetramitea; Acrasida; Naegleriidae
Exons: 1
Coding region: 1-738 (245 amino acids)
Source: RefSeq, a predicted model, not a curated record